GGAAGUUGCCGGUAUAAUCCUCCGUGCUGGUCUCCCAGACCCGGCUGAGGCCGUAGCGGACUGCCCUUUCCCAAGAUGGCUUCGAAGAUUGGUUCGAGGCGCUGGAUGCUGCAGCUGAUCAUGCAGCUGGGUUCCGUGCUGCUCACGCGCUGCCCCUUUUGGGGCUGCUUCAGCCAACUCAUGUUGUACGCUGAAAGGGCCGAGGCGCGCCGGAAGCCCGACAUCCCAGUGCCUUAUCUGUAUUUCGACAUGGGAGCAGCUGUGUUGUGUGCUAGCUUCAUGUCUUUCGGAGUGAAGCGCCGUUGGUUUGCGCUGGGCGCCGCACUCCAGCUAGCCAUUAGCACCUAUGCGGCUUACAUCGGGGGCUAUGUCCACUACGGGGACUGGCUAAAGGUCCGUAUGUAUUCGCGCACAGUUGCCAUCAUUGGCGGUUUUCUGGUGCUGGCCAGCGGGGCUGGGGAGCUGUACCGUCGAAAGCCCCGAAGCCGUUCCCUGCAGUCCACUGGCCAGGUGUUCCUGGGCAUCUACCUCAUUUGUGUGGCCUAUUCGCUGCAGCACAGCAAGGAGGACCGGCUGGCAUACCUGAAUCACCUUCCAGGAGGGGAGCUGAUGGUCCAGCUGUUCUUCGUGCUGUAUGGGGUCCUGGCCCUGGCCUUCUUGUCAGGAUACUAUGUGACCCUGGCUGCCCAGAUCCUGGCUGUGCUGUUACCUCCUGUCAUGCUGCUCAUUGAUGGCAACGUCUCCUACUGGCACAACACACGUCGUGUGGAGUUCUGGAACCAGAUGAAGCUACUUGGCGAGAGUGUGGGGAUCUUCGGGGCUGCUGUCAUCUUGGCUACUGAUGGCUGAGUUCCACAGGGAGCGCCUGACUUGGGCACAGGAGGCCACCUCCGAAGGCCAUUUUCCUCCUUGCUGGCCCAGUUGCUGUUUAUUUAUGUUUCUUGGUUUGUUUACUUUCUUGUUUUUUGAUUUUAAUAGUUACAUUUUUUUCUCCCCCAAGUUUGUGGCUUAGACCUUGGGAAGAUGGGAGCCCUCGCGCUAAAGCCUCAUAGGGUUGUUGUUGUUUUUCUUACUUGUUUUGGGGAGAGCUGAGGCCAGCUGCCCCUCCCCUAUAUGGCCAGGGAGGGAGGAGUCCCUGUGAAAAGAGUAAGGCAGAGCUGGGGUGCUGGUAGGUGUCAGGGACAGAGGAAGAUUUGGAAGUAAGCAAAUGUCAAAAUUCCUUUUGGAACCUGACAGAUGCAGCUAAACUAAGCAGUGCUUUUCAGACUAGUGUGUGUGUUCACACCUGUGUCUUCACACAUAUAGAAGGACCCUGUAAGGAAGGGCAAAGUGGCUGGUGCUACAGACGUCACAUGGGCUCUUUGGGGGUCUGCUGGGGCAGAAACAAUCCCAGCUUUCUAACCCUCGCUCUAGUGUUGAGAUCAGGCCCUGGUGUGCUCUGGGAUGUGCAAGGCAGAGCAGGCCUGUCAGGCAGCCUGCUGCUGCAUCUGUUCUCAGCUUCUCGGUUGACUGGCUGGGCAGAGCAUCCUCCCGAAUACCAGGCCACACCAUCCUCCAAAAAUAAACAUUUUAUACAGA
This is a messenger RNA of Apodemus sylvaticus (European woodmouse), 1578 nucleotides long. RefSeq names its product transmembrane protein 101 (gene Tmem101). The transcript is spliced from 4 exons. The record is from RefSeq and is a predicted model, not a curated record. NCBI's taxonomy places the organism in Eukaryota, Metazoa, Chordata, Mammalia, Rodentia, Muridae. Gene Ontology annotation, biological process: positive regulation of canonical NF-kappaB signal transduction. The coding region runs from base 76 to 849 and encodes 257 amino acids.